GGAGAAUGGAGGGGAUGUUGCUCUUGAACUCUAACUUUAGACUUCGAUUUCCCCUCUUGUUGGCCCAGGAGGCCGCCCCGGGCCCUCUCCGGCCGGUCCCUAUUUUUGCUCUGUCGGGUCCCUGCCUCUUUGCAAGAGAAAAGCGGCGGGGGAGCGAAAAGAUUGCAAGAUUUUUCCUUUCCCCUUUGCAUUCUUAAGGCUCAGACAACUACGCCCAUUGCUUCCUGGUAGGUUUUGCUGAAUGGGGGAGGGGCAGGGCAGGCAGCAACGGAAACCAGACAUUAGAGAUAAGAGUCUGCACAGCUUAUAUGCAACAGUCUUUUUCACUGCAGCUGCAUGAGUUGUGCCUCAUAAUGCUCCCGUGACCAGGACCUGACAACUUCAAUUUUUUUUUUUCUUCCACCGUUGUCAUCUUCAAAUAAUGCAUCCCGCAAUGCCUUGGGCAAUCUCCCUCCAGUCUGGUUGCCUCUGAAAAAAAAAUUAAAAAAAAAUGUGAGAGGUUGGUACUAAGAAGUGCCUUUCCUGACGUCUCUGCUGCUUGGAACCGCUUCUAGAUCAGUUUCUGCUUUUGCCUUGCUUGCUGCCAGCUAGACUGCGACGACAGCACGUCCACCCUCCACCUCUAGCCCAGACACCCCCAUUUCUACUUAUAAUCAAGAGAAAAGCUCUAAGUAUCUGGCAUUGUCCUAGGCUGCUUUAGUGUUUUUUUUUUAAAAAAAAAGAAAAGUUUGCUGAAAAAGUAAGAUAUCUUCUGCCAGAAAAUCAAGGAGGAAAAAAAAUCAUUUCUCGAUUGUUGCUCUAAACUGCUGCAUCUGUCUAUGCCAAACUAAUCAAUACCAAUUGCACCACAAAACCCGAUUGCAAAUUCAGCUGUGAGGAGAUUACCUUUCAGACAACUUUACUGAAAGCAGCUUGGAAAUUCUGUGUCAAAGGGUCUGCCACGUUUUCAUGCUUGCAUUUUGGGCUCCAAAUUGGCACUGGGAAUGGGUUUCUGAGAGCACAAGGCUGAUUCCCAGGCCCAUUUUUAAACGUUCAGUCUACUUAUGAUCCUAGCGUUCCUCUGAGUACCCAAACCUCUUUCGAUUAACAGUUUCAUGCUGUGCAUUUCUAGUGGGAGAUCAUUUCCUUGAUAUCGACAACACCAUUUUACGUGUUCCUGUAAAGCAGGGAGCGGGGGAAGAGCUAUUUUGGAGGUGACUAUUUCACCAUUUCCAGUCUAUCAGUUCGGCUUUUUUGGGGGGUUUGUUUGUUUCACUGAAAUUUUAACUACCUGUAAAAUCUAAACAUGGCUGUUAGUGUCACACCGAUUCGGGACACAAAAUGGCUAACGCUGGAAGUGUGUAGAGAGUUCCAAAGAGGGACUUGCUCACGACCAGACACGGAAUGUAAAUUUGCACAUCCAUCGAAAAGCUGCCAAGUUGAAAAUGGACGAGUAAUCGCCUGCUUUGAUUCAUUGAAAGGUCGUUGUUCAAGAGAGAACUGCAAAUAUCUCCAUCCACCCCCACACUUAAAAACACAGUUGGAGAUAAAUGGACGCAAUAACCUGAUUCAGCAGAAGAACAUGGCCAUGUUGGCCCAGCAGAUGCAACUAGCCAAUGCCAUGAUGCCCGGUGCCCCAUUACAACCUGUGCCAAUGUUUUCGGUUGCACCGAGUUUAGCCACCAAUGCAUCCGCAGCCUUUAAUCCCUACCUGGGACCUGUUUCCCCAGGCCUGGUCCCAGCCGAAAUCCUGCCGACAGCACCGAUGUUGGUUACAGGGAAUCCUGGGGUCCCAGUACCUGCGGCUGCGGCUGCUGCUGCCCAGAAAUUAAUGCGGACGGACAGGCUCGAGGUAUGUCGAGAGUAUCAACGUGGCAAUUGUAAUAGAGGAGAAAAUGACUGCCGGUUUGCUCACCCCGCUGACAGUGCAAUGAUCGAUACCAAUGACAAUACGGUCACCGUGUGUAUGGAUUACAUCAAAGGGAGAUGCUCUCGGGAAAAGUGCAAAUAUUUUCACCCCCCUGCACACCUGCAAGCCAAGAUCAAGGCUGCCCAGUACCAAGUCAACCAAGCUGCAGCUGCUCAAGCAGCAGCCACUGCAGCUGCCAUGACUCAGUCGGCUGUCAAAUCACUGAAGCGACCCCUCGAGGCAACCUUUGACCUGGGAAUUCCUCAAGCUGUCCUUCCCCCAUUACCAAAGAGGCCUGCGCUUGAAAAAACCAAUGGUGCCACCGCAGUCUUUAAUACUGGUAUUUUCCAAUACCAACAGGCUCUUGCCAACAUGCAGUUACAACAGCAUACAGCCUUCCUCCCUCCAGGCUCAAUAUUGUGCAUGACACCCGCUACAAGUGUUGUUCCCAUGGUGCACGGUGCUACGCCAGCCACUGUGUCCGCAGCAACAACAUCUGCCACAAGUGUUCCCUUCGCUGCAACAGCCACAGCCAACCAGAUACCCAUAAUAUCUGCCGAACAUCUGACUAGCCACAAGUAUGUUACCCAGAUGUAGAUUUUUCAUCACCAAACAAUCAUACUAAAGAGAAAAGGACAGUGUGCUUGGUUAGAGUAAAGGACAAGGUCAUUAGCCAUAUUGUAUAUAUCGUCAAGCAAACUGCACCCCUCCCCACACACACUCACACACACGAAAAAAAAAAAAUCCCUCAGCAGCAUCCACAUAUUGCAUGUUAACAAGAUGAACAGACAACUUGGAUAUCCACUGCACACUGUUGCCUAUAUACUUUGUACAUUUAAUUGAUAUUUGUGCUGAGGUGACCUUACUGUCCAAAAGUACAACAUCGUCUUUCUUUUCUAGCACAGAAAUAUGCAUUGGAAUAUGCACCCAUAGUUGAAUUCUGAUAAACUCAUGCCAUCUUGAAAAGACAGACUAUGGUGUAACCAUGACUCUAUUAUGUAUUGGUACGUCUGUAGACCAAGAUAUAAUUUUUUAAAGUAAGUUUAUUUCUUUCAAGGUUUACAAAUAACAAAGGUGCACCUUGUAUUUAAAAUUGCCAUUGUAGACGAGAGCGUGCAUGCGCAGUCAUUCUUGUUUAAGAGUAAUAUUUUUAAUGUAAUAAAUUGUAAGAAUUGGUAAGGGAGGGAUCGGACAGAGAUGAAUGUGCCAAGCAAAACCACAACUGUGUAUAUUUUAAAGCAAAUCGUAGCUUUAAAUACCAUGUUGUUAAGGAUUCUCAUGAAGUGCCAUAGACUGUACAUCAAAUUAGAGUAUUAUUUCUGCAGUGUUAUUAUUUUCAGAGCCACUUUUUUUUUUGCUUAUUUGCUAGAAUUGAACAAAGGGCACCAUUUUUUUUUUAAACCAAAGCUGUCUCAGAAAUGGCCAAUUUAUCCUUAAAAUAACCAUAGACAGCACAAGACAAACUCUCAUUGCAGACAACUUACACAUACUGGAGAUACAUAGAGAUUAUAUAUAUAUACAUAUAUAUAUAUAAUUAUUUUAAUGCAUUUUAGUGUAAUAUUUAUGCAUAUUAUACUGUGUAACAUGAUACUCAAAAGGGAGGUGCCAUUUCUGAGACACGGCAAUGAAAAUAUUGGAAGAACUUAUUUUGCUUCUAUUUAUAGCCUCUGUCAGAAGUCAAAAGACUAUAAAUGCUUUGCAGAAAUGGUUUCACUUUUUGCUUAAAUGCUUCAUCUAAGUCACAUUCAAAAUAGUGACUCUAAAACAAAGAAGCAGCACUGUCAUCAGAUGCAUGAAAAACCAAAAUAUGAAAAACAGAAAUGUUAAUUCAGUAGUAAUUGGGUGGGUUCAGUACUUGGGGGAGUUUUAUAUGUGAUUUUUUUGUUUUGUUUUGUUCAGAUUAACUGCUUAUAGCCUUAGAAAGCCUUUACAAAAUAAAAAAAAAAUAGAUGUGCAUUCAGUUUUUAAGAAUGGAUUCAUCCAAAGGAAUUCCUUUUUGUGGUUCGGAUGUUGCAGCUAGUAAAGGAUAUUUUUGCUCUGUUCAGCAAGCCUGUGGUUGCUGAAGUGGGGGCCAGGUCACUGGUAGUUUAGUGUGGAAUGGAAGAGGUGAAGGUUUAGUUAUAGAACUUUCUGUACUUCCAAGUUUACUGCAAGUUUUUAUGCUUGAGAGAUACGCUUUCUAGUAUAAGAAUGAUGUGUUGAUUUUACUGAUUGUACUGUACAUCUAUUAAAGCCUUAGAUUAUUACAUUACGGGUUGGAACCCAUACCAAUGUAAUUUCAAUCGUGUUAAGAAAGUAUAGGUGACUUCACAUGUUAUUGUAGUUACUUACAUUAUAGAAUAUUACUUAUUUUUCUUGUUAAAAAUGUAGAUUUUCAUUUCUUACAUUUAUUAGAUUGUUUUCAUUUUCUAUUACAAGUUGAAUACCAUUUCAAUUUUUAGAAUUUUGUUUUAUUAGAUUUUACUGAUGUAUUUUUCAAAAUACAAAAAAAAUUAAAAAGUAGUUUUUUCCUUCAUAACAUACUCAGUUUUAAAUUACAUGUAGUGUCAUAUGAGUAUUCGUAUUAUUGUUAACUAAAUGAUUUAUAUUUUACUGAUUUAAUAUUACAAUGUAAGAAUGUCAGUCAUCGUUAGUUCUUGUCUAGUUUUCAUUAAAAGAACAAAGAUCUUUUAUAUGGAUAUCUUAUAAUUAUAUAAUCAUUGCUAAGUAAGAAGUUAAGUUGUUGCUAUCGCAACAAUCCUGGCAGACAAUUGAGUAAUAUUUUGAUGAUUUAUUUUGUUUGUAAUUAGUUAUUAUAAGAAAAAUCUAGUUCCUAGAUAUUAGAAUAAAAUUUAUUUUCUACUGUAUCCAUUACAAAUGUUAAAAUAUUGUUUAAAUAUUUUUUGAAAUCCCUGAAUAUCAGGCCUUGUUAUAAAUAAGCUGCAUAAUCAAUAGAUCAAGGGACUUUUUGUUGAUAAUCCAAAUACUCAAAGUUUACGUAACAAGAAUUCUAGUGGUUGUGCAAACUCUUGAGGGUGGAUUAUGCUGCAGUUUAGCAUGUUGGGAUGUCUAGAGAGAAGGUUGACUUUUUGCACUUCUGUAUAUAGUCAAAAAAGAGAGAAACCUGUAUAAUAGUAAGAUCUUAUUUUGAAUAAAAAUGUCUAUAAUUACAAGGAGUUUUGUUAAGGCUAAUACAAUGACAGGCUGAGCAAAAUUGCUUGCAAAAGUGGCACAGAGUUAGCACUCCAUACCCCUUCCAAAAAGUGGCUUUGCUUUUUUGUGGACAGCUUGUAGUUUGCCAGGAUUUUUUUCAGCUGGAAAGAUAUGCCAUCCUUCCGAGAUCUCAUGACUGACAAAAGCUCAACUGGUCCAAAUCGGCCUGAAGAUCAUCGCCCAAACGAGCAGGUACUUCAACCGCUAAGGGUGAAAUCAUGGAUCAAGUAUUCCUUACAUUAUUCAAAACUACUGCAUGUUUAAACUAUCAGAAAAAAGAGAGAGAGACCUAUAUUAAGGAUAUAUACUAUUCAAACCAGUUUCUGACCAUUUCAGUGGUUUAUCGUUCACAAAACCAAAUCUUCAAAACAAGUAUUGACUUUCACACAAAGUUAAUUCAUGAACAGGCAAACCAAACAGCACACCGUAGCUGUAGUUGUUAUGUGAUUGUUUUUGAUCGCUGUAGUGAUCCUGUUCUUUUAGCAGGUGAAAAGAAAAUGUGCAAAUUUCACUGUUUCAAGAUCCUGAAACAUUCAAAACAGAGCCUAAUGUUCUAAGGCAAAUGCGGAUAAAGCAGUGAGAUUCGGCUGUCGUUUGAUCGGUGUAUAAUCAGUGUCCAGAUGGAUUUGAUAAUGUUGCUCUGAUUUGCAACCCUAAAACUUUCAUCUGCUGAAAGGACAGAUGUGCUUGGUUUUACUAUUAUGUAAUCACAGACUUACUUUCUGCUUGUAGUUGCUCCAAUUAUGUAUUCUGUCCUGGGCUGCAAUUUGUUUUUAUGCUUAUUUUAUUAUUACUGCUCUAGUUGACCUUGCUGUAUGGAAAAAUAAAGUGAAAUUGCCCUAAUAAAACUUCUCUUUCUUAAUUAGA
Ornithorhynchus anatinus (platypus) is the source of this 5947-nucleotide messenger RNA. It is a transcript of the gene MBNL1, whose product is annotated as muscleblind like splicing regulator 1. The record is from RefSeq and is a predicted model, not a curated record. Gene Ontology annotation, molecular function: metal ion binding. Bases 1286 to 2485 code for a protein of 399 amino acids. The transcript is spliced from 11 exons. Lineage: Eukaryota; Metazoa; Chordata; Mammalia; Monotremata; Ornithorhynchidae.